AUGGGCGGCUCAUUCCCAGGCUUCCUAUACCGCCAACUGACCUUCUGCCCCAAGCCCCUGCCCACAACCGUGAUUCUCCAGGGCCAAACUGCCAUCAUCACAGGCAGUAAUAUCGGGCUCGGCCUCGAAGCCGCCAAACAAUUAAUUGCACGAGGCCUGAGCCAUCUCAUCCUGGCCGUCCGCACCGUGUCCAAGGGCGAUGCCGCGAAGGAAGAGAUUCUUCGCGACAAUCCCUCGUCGGCCUGCACAGUCGAGGUCUGGGAGCUGGAUCAGGAGUCGUUUGACAGUGUAAGAGCCUUCGGGGAGCGCGCACAGGCUCUGCAGAGAUUGGAUAUUGUUAUUCUUUCAGCGGGUGUGAAGCUGUUGGAGUAUAAGAGGGCUCAGACGGGACAUGAGAUGAAUGUUCAGAUAAACCACCUCGGAACAGCCCUCCUCUCCCUUCUCCUCCUCACCCCCAUGCAAAAAACAGCCAGGACACAAGGAACCCCCUCCCGCCUCACAAUCGUCACAUCAGAAGUCCACUUCUGGUCCAAAUUCCCAGAAAAAGACGCUCCAAGCAUCCUAUCCCGCCUGGACGAUCCCGACUCGUUCGGAACCGGCAUGGACCGCUACAAUACUAGCAAACUACUCAAUAUACUAUGGCUGCGCGAACUAUCUCAACGAACAGGUCCGGAUGUUAUAAUCAACGGGGUCAAUCCGGGUCUUUGUGCAAGCAAGCUACAUCGCGCGGAUUCUACGCCGGGAAAGAGUCUAUUUAAUAGGCUCUUUGCGUGGACGCCGGCUCAGGGCGGCCAUUGCUUGGUUGAUGCGGCAGUGUUGCAUGCGGAUGAGAGGGGUGCUUAUGUUAGUGAGCAGGUGGUAAAGAGACCGUCUUCGUUCGUCUUGUCAGAGGAUGGUGAAAGGGCUCAGGUGAAGCUCUGGGAUGAGACUGUUGCCUUGCUGAAAGAGACUGUUUCUGGCGUGGAUUUGCUCGGGGGUGUUGUUGCAUGA
This is a messenger RNA of Aspergillus affinis, 990 nucleotides long. Its product is annotated as dehydrogenase. Bases 1 to 990 code for a protein of 329 amino acids. The transcript has 3 exons. The record is from RefSeq and is a predicted model, not a curated record. Lineage: Eukaryota; Fungi; Ascomycota; Eurotiomycetes; Eurotiales; Aspergillaceae.